Molecule: messenger RNA, 3001 nt
Organism: Plodia interpunctella (Indianmeal moth)
Lineage: Eukaryota; Metazoa; Arthropoda; Insecta; Lepidoptera; Pyralidae
Product: putative OPA3-like protein CG13603
Exons: 4
Coding region: 200-1042 (280 amino acids)
Biological process (GO): regulation of lipid metabolic process
Cellular component (GO): mitochondrion
Source: RefSeq, a predicted model, not a curated record
UUGAAAUUUUGUUGUGACAGAUACAUCAUUUUACAAAUUUACCAAUUAACCUGCAUUAAUACCAAAAUUAUAUAUAUGUUAACAAUAGCUGAAAGCGCGUGAGGGCGCGGGCGAGCGUCAGCUCAAGAGCCCGCGCCCGCAGCAACUCCUGCGGCGGAGCGUUUAGCGGGGCGUGUGGCGGAGCGAGUGGCGAGCUGCCAUGGCGCACCUGGACCAAUUCCCGAUGUUCCGGUUCGCCACGCUGCUGGCUCGUCAGAUGAGCUCCCCCAUCGCAAAUAGACUCAAGACGUACGCUCGCGAUCACCCGCGGUUCGGGCAGGCGGUGUGCGCGCGCGUCGGGCGCUGGUACCGCGCGGGCGAGCUGCGCUUCAAGAUGUGGACGCUGCAGCUGACGGGGCCGCGCGCGCCCGUCGUCGUCUCCGACCGGGAGGCCAUCGACAUCGGCACCGAUCUACUUGGGGAGAUCAUCAUAUUUACUCUCGGCGCCUUGAUCGUCAUAUUCGAAGUGAACCGCCAGGCGAUGAAGCAAGAAGCCAAGAAAUUGGAUAAAAAAUCCCGCUGGGUGGCAAUAAAUAUGUCUCUGGAGGAGCUGAAAAUAGAGCUGGAGAUCCAGCAGAAAGAAAUCGACCUCCUCCUGGCCGCCAUCCGCAGCCUAGACCCGGACGUGCCGCUGCCGCAGCCGUCCUCGCUCGCCAAGCCGCUGCCGCAUGAGCCCGCAGCGGAGCCGAUGCCGCAUGAGCCCGCAGCGGAGCCGAUGCCACCCUCGUCUUCUCUAAUGAAACCUUUGCCUCAACCUGUUCCUGGAACAGACCCUGCAAUACCUUCGAAACAUCUAAAUGCGUUACCAGUGCCAGAUUCAUCUACACCAACGUCAGCACCCGAAUUCCCUCGUCCCGCGCCCCAAGUGGUUCAUCCACCAGGCUGUACAUGCGUGCCACCCACGCCUCCCCCUCCUCCCAAAGUCCUCUGUCCUCCAGAGCCACCGCCUCCCUGUAAGCCCCACUGGCAUCCGAAACCACCUCCACCCACUGCUUGUGGCUGACAAUGAAACACUGUAAGCAGAUAGAUUCCCAAGCCAUCGUUUUCGUCGAUGGUCCUGACGCGGAAGUCUCAAAUAGUUAAGUUCGAAACAAAGUUGAGGCUUUUAUCUCAUGGCCAACUGUAUCACUUAAAAUAAUGCUUCAUUCAUUUAUUACAAAACUAAAAUUGUCAGGAGAUAACAAUAAUGUUGAUAUGCAAGUUAUUGAAUUUUUUUUUCUCAGAUUUUCGUCAACAGUUACCUAAAUAAAAUCCUUUUUCCCAUGGUAAGCUUAUUUCGAGCACUUUUAUGUAACUUGAAUGUAAUUAUUUCUAUACAUAUAUUGUUGCAUGUUCCCGGGGCUUUACUUCCGUGGGAAUUUUGGGACCGUAGGUAUUUGGGAUAACGUAGGUGCGACUCCAAGUUAUUGUUAUCCGACUGCCAAGUUUCUUCGAAAUCCGUCCAGUAGAGUAUUCGUAAUUGAGUAAUAAAAUAUCCUUACAAACACUUCGCAACCAAGAUUUCGUAUUAUACAUAUAUACUUAUUACAAGUAUGUAGAAUUUCUAAGAUUUCAACUCGACAAAAAAUCUAAGAUUCUUGUAAGAAUGGAAAGUAUGAUAUUAAUAGAUCAAUUAGCCCACAUUUUUUCCCAUCGUAAAUAUUGAUAUGACAGCCGCGAGAGGAACCACGUUAUCUGCCUAAUGAGGGUCACGCUGUUUUGCCAGUCCAUCCCCAAAACCCGAUUCGGAGCUAUGGCCUAAUUUAAUUCAUGGCAGAGAUAACGGGUGUCAUGAAUCCUAACAUAUGAUAAAUUGAAGGUUGCAACGUGGGCUUGCAGCUUGUAAACCUAUAUUGAGGGAUCGGAGCAAACCUAUCGCACCCUGAAUUCCAGUCCCAUUGAAGUAUUUCACCGUUUACCAUUUGACAUUUGAAUUUUUUGAGAACAAAAGAUAAUUAAUAUAAGACCUGUAGAAAUAAUAGUUUAAGGCAGAGAAGCACUUGUAAUAAAGCAGCGUUAUUUCAAUUUAGUUCGUUCCUGUCUCUCAUUAAAACCAUGCAAGUCUUUAGACGAGGUUCAUUAUAAGAAUGCAGUUUUGUGCGUCUGCCCCGAGCCUGCGUCGCGGUUUAAUGAGCGCCGCAGGCCUCGCUAGCGAUGCUUCAGUUCACACAGAACGAAUAUAGGCAUAAAACUUAAAUUGUUGCUCCCAAAACAAUAAACAGCAACGCAUCGCUUUUUCAUUUGCUGAAAUACUACGCUUACACCGCUAUAUUUUCUUUCCAUUGCACUGUCAGGUAAAAUAAAUAUAUAAACGAUUUGUAGCAAGGCAGCAAUGAAUGCAAAAUAUGAAGAUUUUCAGAAGAACGUUGCGGGUAGAGUCGAGGCGGCUGAUUGCGUCCGGCCGUCACAAUGCGCCAUUGUAGCGCGCAUUUUGAAAAGAGAAAUAAAUAAGAGUACAAAAGAAGACGUUCUCUUGGUAUAAUGAGGACGGCGCGGAUGCGAAUAAUUUUGUCGCGCGACGAGUUGACACAUCGCUCGAUUAGUCAACACACUAAGAUAACAGGCAAAUUAUGGAAAAUUCACGGAAAAUUGCAAGAAAAGUUGCAAUUUCUCUACAUUGAGUUAUAUAUUGUUUACAUUCUCAUGUACAGCUGACACCAGUGUUAGCAAUAAAAUGCCAUAUUUCUUAUCGAGAGAAGAUGCUUAGCAGGACAGUUUAAAAUCAGAAUCUCUGGCUUUUCUGCUACCUAUCGCCACGCACCGACAAUAUUUAUCCAGCAGGUGUGUGCGUGCCGCCAGCUCCGGCGCCGGACUGCCACACGAACAAGCUGUUAUUUGAAGCAAUUGCAAAUUCAAAUUCAAAAUUCUUUAUUCAAUUUAGGAUGAUAUACAUCACUUAUUGACGUCAAAAAUUACUUAAACUAAGUCUACUGCCGGCUUCCAAAGCGCAGGUGAAGAAGAAGCGGCGCAAAAUAUAUAUACA